AUGAAUACACCGGGGGCUCCGAAAAAGCCUCGUCGAUCGGUAGAGAGUGUUCCCAUCACAACACAGGAGGAGUUGAAAGAGAAAAUCAAUUGGAUGAAUGGAGUCGUGUCGCCAUGUUUGACUGAGAGAGUUACACAUUUGGUCACAGAAUAUUGUGACACCGCCUCCAAGAAGUAUACGGAAGCCCGGCGAAUGAGUUUGCCAAUUAUGCUGCCAAGCUGGAUCGAAGCGGCAUGGGAAGCGGCUCAACGUUUCUCGGUUGACCUGUUUACAUCGAAGGAAUUGGCACAACAAUAUCGCACACCAAUCUUCAAUAAAAUGGCGCGUGAAUGGAACUCGAUCAAAAUUGUGCGUUCUACGUGGCUACGUAAAUCAGUGAUGGCUGGCUACAUUCUUCCUGAAAGUGCUUUUGAUCCAGAAAAGCGAAACAGAUGCAGCACACCAGUACAGGACUCACGACUUGUAGAACCAGAAGAACUGGACUGUAGCGCUAUCCAAGGUAGAGGAGGACGACUGGAUAAUUCAACCUUUAAUACACAAAUUACAAAGCAUGAUGGAGAAAGUGAAGCGGAACCGGAGCGAACACCAAUGACUUCAACUCGUAGCACCAAUCUUCGCCGCGAACCAAGUCGCUAUCGUCUUGCGGUAAUUCUUUGUUCAAUUGUUGUUAAGACAUUUUGGUGUCUUUGGGUACUAUUUUAUACAACAUAUUGUUGUAGGGCUGUCGCAUUUGGGUAUGCGGUGCUGAUCAAUCUCGUGCAGAUAAGUGGAAGAAGAUCCUUGACAGGUUUGUAAUCGGUCGGCUCCGUAAUGAUGUAUUCAUUGUUUUUUAUGAACUAAUUCAAAACCUGUUCCUUUUCAUUCCAGAACUUAUUCAAGCUAAAACUCGUGGUAUCCAUGUUGUCCGAGCCGAAUGGAUAACCGCUUGUUAUGCGGAAAAGGAUCAAGUGGCCCUAGAAGAGUUCCUUUGGGAUCCCGACAACAUCAUCUGUAGGACUGCAUCCUUUGAAUGUGCACAGGCGUUGGAAGAAACACCCAGGCGACUUGUUGCUGAGCCCUCGUCGAAACCGGACUGUUCAGGAACAGGGACAAAAGAUUUGGGUGCCUCCGACUAUCUCAAUUUAGCUCCUCUUGGCAACCUUUCGGACGAUCCCGACUUGUCUUCAGUCUUUCGGCAAAGUUGUACCAUCCUCCGACGAAACUACCUUUGUCGACUAUUUCGUCUGCGAUAACAUUGAAUUCGAUCAUGUUCAACCCAAGGAUAACUAUGGAGAUGCAGUUACGGUAUUCUGGGUUAAACGUUGUUUGAUGGAGUAUCGAUUGUUGAAACCCUACAGCCAUCCUCUCUUUCGCCCGUUGCCAGCAGUGAGAGAAAGCAAAGUGUUUUCAAACGUCGUGACUGUCAUCAGUUGCUUUAGCGAUCAUGAAAGGUCCACAUUAGCCCAACUGAUCAAGGAAUUCGGAGGUGAAGUACAAGAAAAGUUGACGAAAAGGAAUCAAGGUGAUCAGCGAGCUGUUACUCAUGUAAUCGGAGGCAGUGAAGGGGAUCGUGUAGCGGAAGCUCGGAGACAGAAGUUCAAAGUAGUGGACCCGUCUUGGGUUAUCGAAUCGAUAGUAAACGACAAGCUCAUGAAAGAAGAUUUGUUCCCUCUUGAGGGAGAGGCUUACGUUUCAUAUGGAGGAAGGACAGACGACUUGUGGCCAGAGGCGACUAGAGCAGCCAAGAGCGGUCGAUUUCGUGCUAGCACCUCGGGGAAGUCUUCCGAGCAGGAAGUUCCCAGAGACGACUUUUCUGAUUUGAUUGUGGAUGAGCUACAAAUGGAUAGAACACCUGAACAACUGAUCCCAGGAAAGACUAGAGCAACCACAUCCAACACUAGACCGAGCAUGGAAGAGUUUAUUGAUCCUCAUGUUUUUACACCUUUAGUUUGGGGUUUAUUAUGA
This is a messenger RNA of Haemonchus placei, 1944 nucleotides long. Lineage: Eukaryota; Metazoa; Nematoda; Chromadorea; Rhabditida; Trichostrongylidae. The record is from the annotation of a GenBank genome assembly.